This is a messenger RNA of Nestor notabilis (Kea), 1575 nucleotides long. RefSeq names its product ephrin type-B receptor 2. NCBI's taxonomy places the organism in Eukaryota, Metazoa, Chordata, Aves, Psittaciformes, Psittacidae. The record is from RefSeq and is a predicted model, not a curated record. The transcript is spliced from 9 exons. Gene Ontology annotation, molecular function: protein binding; transmembrane-ephrin receptor activity; ATP binding. Gene Ontology annotation, biological process: central nervous system projection neuron axonogenesis; axon guidance; angiogenesis. The annotation marks the transcript as partial. Gene Ontology annotation, cellular component: neuron projection.
CCGAAUACCAGAGCAGUGUCCAGGAGAAACUGCCACUCAUCAUUGGCUCCUCUGCGGCAGGACUGGUGUUCCUCAUUGCUGUGGUCGUCAUCAUUAUUGUGUGCAACAGAAGACGUGGCUUUGAGCGCGCAGACUCUGAGUACACCGACAAGCUGCAGCACUACACCAGUGGCCACNNGACUCCAGGGAUGAAGAUUUAUAUCGAUCCAUUCACCUACGAAGAUCCCAAUGAGGCUGUCAGGGAAUUUGCAAAAGAAAUCGAUAUCUCUUGUGUCAAAAUUGAGCAGGUGAUUGGGGCAGGGGAGUUUGGUGAGGUGUGCAGUGGGCAUCUCAAGCUUCCUGGUAAAAGAGAGAUCUUUGUGGCCAUCAAGACCCUGAAGUCUGGUUACACGGAGAAGCAGAGACGGGACUUCUUGAGUGAAGCCAGCAUCAUGGGGCAGUUUGACCACCCCAAUGUCAUCCACCUGGAGGGAGUGGUGACCAAGAGUUCACCAGUCAUGAUCAUUACUGAGUUCAUGGAGAAUGGCUCACUGGACUCCUUCUUACGGCAAAAUGAUGGGCAGUUCACAGUCAUCCAGCUGGUGGGCAUGCUGCGGGGCAUCGCGGCAGGCAUGAAGUACCUGGCCGAUAUGAACUACGUGCACCGGGACCUGGCUGCCCGCAACAUCCUGGUGAACAGCUACCUGGUCUGCAAAGUUUCUGACGUUGUCCUCUCUCGUUUUCUGGAGGAUGACACCUCUGAUCCUACCUAUACCAGUGCACUGGGAGGGAAAAUCCCAAUACGGUGGACAGCACCUGAGGCAAUUCAGUACCGAAAAUUCACAUCGGCCAGUGAUGUGUGGAGCUAUGGAAUAGUCAUGUGGGAGGUGAUGUCGUACGGCGAGCGGCCUUACUGGGAUAUGACCAAUCAAGAUGUGAUAAAUGCUAUUGAGCAGGACUAUCGGCUGCCACCACCUAUGGAUUGUCCAAAUGCCCUGCACCAGCUAAUGCUUGACUGCUGGCAGAAAGAUCGAAACCACAGACCCAAAUUUGGGCAAAUUGUCAACACCUUAGAUAAAAUGAUCCGAAAUCCUAACAGCCUGAAAGCCAUGGCACCUCUUUCCUCUGGGAUGAACCUGCCCCUACUUGACCGCACAAUCCCAGAUUAUACCAGCUUCAACACUGUGGAUGAAUGGCUGGAUGCCAUCAAGAUGAGCCAGUACAAGGAGAGCUUUGCCAGUGCUGGCUUCACCACCUUUGAUGUAGUAUCUCAGAUGACUGUAGAGGACAUUCUGCGAGUUGGGGUCACUUUAGCAGGACACCAGAAGAAAAUUCUGAACAGUAUCCAGGUGAUGAGAGCACAGAUGAACCAAAUUCAGUCUGUGGAGGUUUGAUAGCUACGUGUCCUCCUACUCCUCUUCCUUGAGGCCCUGCUCCCCUUUGCCCCUGUAUGUCUGAACUACAGUUCUUGAGUGUUCUACAUGGACCAGAGACAGGCAGCUGCUCUGAGGAUCAUGGCAACAGGAAGAAAUGCCCUAUAAUCAGCAGUGAGAAGUUGCUAAGAGCUUCUAGAAUUUAAGCAAUGGAAAAAGGGAA